Cannabis sativa is the source of this 1543-nucleotide messenger RNA. RefSeq lists its product as uncharacterized. The coding region runs from base 203 to 1372 and encodes 389 amino acids. The transcript is spliced from 5 exons. Lineage: Eukaryota; Viridiplantae; Streptophyta; Magnoliopsida; Rosales; Cannabaceae. The record is from RefSeq and is a predicted model, not a curated record.
UUUUAAUUUAUAUAUGCAUUAUGCAGGCCUUUGCAGUUACUCUCACGUUAGAAUGUUAGAGUCGUUAGACCAUUUAAAUGAGUGAUUUAGAGUUUUCCAAUCCGAUCUAAAUCUCAAACCUUUCUUCUUAUUUCACCUCUAAUAAUUUAAUUAAGACUCCCAUAUUUCUUGGAGCUAGCUAGCUUUUAUCGGUUAGGUGAAAAUGGGUAGUAGUACUAGUAGUAAUGGUAUUGGUAAUGGAAUAAUAGUGAAUAACAAGAAGAUAUCUGCAUCUUCAGCCAGAGCUCACACCAGAAAAACCAACCAAAACUCUUCAUUUCAACUAUCCCCAGGAAUGUUGAGGAAAUUAAUAGGUUUGUUCUUUGUGGGAAUUCUUUCAUAUGCAUACCAAGCAAUCCAACCACCUCCACCAAAGCUAUGUGGCUCACCAGGAGGUCCUCCUAUUACAGCACCAAGAAUAAAACUCAGAGAUGGAAGACAUUUGGCCUAUAAAGAGCUUGGUGUGCCAAAAGAAUCUGCCAAGUAUAAGAUUGUGUUUAUUCAUGGUUUUGAUUCUUGCAGGCAUGACAAUUUCGCCAAAUUCUUGUCCCCGGAUCUUGUUCAAGAGCUAGGUGUGUAUGUUGUGUCUUUCGAUAAGCCUGGUUAUGGAGAGAGCGAUCCUCACCCGAAGCGUACGGUGAAGUGCAUAGCUUUCGAUAUAGAAGAGCUUGCUGAUCAAUUGGGGCUAGGAUCCAAAUUCUAUGUUGUGGGAUUCUCAAUGGGUGGACAGGCUGUGUGGAGUGUCCUUAAAUACAUUCCUCAUAGGUUAGCAGGAGCAGCACUUAUAGCUCCUGUUGCAAACUAUUGGUGGACUGGUUUUCCUUCUAAUAUAUCGAAACAAGCUUAUGAUCUUCAACUUCUGAAUGAUCAGUGGGCAGUAAGUGUGGCUCACCAUGCACCGUGGCUCGUUUACUGGUGGAAUUCUCAAAAAUGGUUCCCCUCUUCUAGUGCCAUUGCUCACAAUCCUGCUGUUUUCUCAACCAAGGACAUGGAACUUGUCAUGAAACCACAUUGGCAAUCGAGAAUGGAAUACGCGGCAUACAUAAGACAGCAGGGUGUGCAGGAGAGUCUCAACCGGGACAUGAUUUUGGGAUUCGGGAAGUGGGAGUUUAGUCCUCUUGAUUUGGCUAAUCCAUUUCCAAACAAUGAAGGGUCUGUCCAUCUAUGGCAUGGAGAUGAUGACCAGCUUGUGCCUGUUUUGCCUCAACGCUACAUUGUCCAACAACUCCCAUGGAUUCACUACCAUGAAAUGCCUGGUGAUGGCCAUUUGUUACAUGAAGCUGAAGGAGUUGCUGAUACUAUCCUUAAGGAACUUCUAUUGCAAAAGAAAUGAGCUUAGCUUAAUUUUGAAUCUUAAUUAGAACAGAUCAGAUAUGAUAAGCAUUAUGAGUUGGGCUUUUACAACUUUGUUUAGCCUUAUAUAAAAAAAAUAUGAAUAUAGUAACAUGAAUUCCGAGUCCAACUUGGAAUUGAAAUGAAAAUGAAGAAUUUUUAUUCCUUCAAA